Messenger RNA from Coccinella septempunctata (seven-spotted ladybird), 1505 nucleotides. RefSeq names its product homeobox protein unc-39-like. Gene Ontology annotation, molecular function: DNA-binding transcription factor activity, RNA polymerase II-specific; RNA polymerase II cis-regulatory region sequence-specific DNA binding. Gene Ontology annotation, cellular component: transcription regulator complex; nucleus. Gene Ontology annotation, biological process: regulation of transcription by RNA polymerase II. The record is from RefSeq and is a predicted model, not a curated record. NCBI's taxonomy places the organism in Eukaryota, Metazoa, Arthropoda, Insecta, Coleoptera, Coccinellidae. The transcript has 4 exons. The coding region runs from base 211 to 1425 and encodes 404 amino acids.
GCUAGCGGUGACGUUAGAUUUAUGCCAUAUGGGAUGAAUCCGACACUGCCUUUGCUCACCUUCCGUUUGGCAUGGCAUCAAAAGACACUAGACAAUUCAUUGAAAUUUCGAGGAGCAGAGAUGAAAGUGCGAGGUUGUUUGUGAAAUUUGAUAUUUCUGAUACAACAGAAGAGAUGUGCGGCCCCGCGAUUGGGCCAGAGCAGGGGGUGUAUGCCUUCUCGUACCUCUACCCAUUGGCCGAUAGGAGGAGCUUGCAAGGGGGUCUUUUGUCGAAACCCCGAUCCGGAUUUUAUUCCGAAUACGCAACACGGAAAGCAUGAACUCAGAAAUUCAAUUUUCAUGAAAUUCCCAACAGUUUUCCACAUGGAAAUCGAAGGAGACACCAGUUCUUCUAAUGAGUCCAGUGGCGUGCAAUAUUCCCAGAGUAUGAGUUCUAGUGGAUAUCCCGAAAAUAUCUUUUUCUCGAUGAACGAAAAAUUGGAUCCUUAUUAUCUCGCGAAUAAACUGAAGAGGGAUCUCAUUUUGAGUCCCAGCAAUAAUAAUAGUAAUGGUGUUCAUGACAAGAUGAAAAGUGACGAAUUGGCUAAGCAGGUUGUGCUUUACGAUAGUUAUGGGAAAAAAUUGACCGAGAACCGGAAAAACGCUGUGGAAUAUUUCGCGAACAAAAACAAUAGUGACAGUAAUGAAGUGAUUCAGUUCAACAAUCUGAGUGGUUUUGGAAAGAAAUCCAUCAGUUUUUCGUCGGAACAAGUGCAAUGUAUGUGCGAAGCUCUACACCAAAGAGGCGACAUAGAUAGGCUGGCAACAUUCCUAUGGUCUCUACCGUCAUCAUCACAUCUUCGAAGCAACGAGAGCAUUUUGAGGGCAAGAGCUGCAGUUGCUUUUCACAGAGGUUCCUACCAUGAACUAUACACGAUUCUCGAGUCCCAUUCCUUCCAUCCCCGUUGGCACGCUGAUCUCCAAGCUUACUGGUAUAAAGCUCAUUACAGGGAAGCAGAAAAAGUCAGGGGCAGACCUUUAGGCGCUGUGGAUAAAUACAGGCUGAGAAAGAAGUACCCUCUGCCAAAAACGAUAUGGGAUGGGGAGGAAACAAUAUAUUGUUUCAAAGAAAAGAGUCGAAAUGCGCUUAAAGAAUGCUACACCAAGAAUCGGUAUCCAACACCUGAUGAGAAAAGAUCGCUUGCAAAGAAAACAGGUCUCAGUUUGACGCAAGUGUCGAAUUGGUUCAAAAACCGACGCCAACGUGAUAGGACUCCUCAGCCUCGACCUGAACUACUAUUGGGAAAUAUGUCGUUAGCACAGGGAAACAUGUCAGCGCAUCAUCACCAGGGUGGCAUCGAUAUGGCAGCCUUCCAAGCGGCAAGCAAACUUUUUGAUCCUUCCUGCGGAGUACCGAACUGUUAUCAGGACUACCAGCUACCAUAAAACUUUGUUGUUUGUUAUAUGAAUUUUAUAAUAUAUGUAUAUUUGUGUAUUUUGUGAAUAAAUUGUAUAUUUCGAUGUGA